UCACCCGGAAGUCCGGAACGCGCCGCGCAACCGAGAGGCAGAGUCGAGGACCGACCGGCCGGCCCCGUCCGUCACCCGUCGCCGCCAUGGCCGGGGAAGUCGCGGUGGACUCCGGCGAGAAGCGCCUCAACGAGCUUGGCUACAAGCAGGAGCUCCGCAGGGAGAUGACUCUGUUCAAGACGCUGGCCAUCUCCUUCUCGACGAUGACGCUGUUCACCGGGAUCACGCCGCUGUACGGGAGCAGCCUGCGGUACACGGGGCCGGCCUCCCUCGUCUGGGGCUGGGUCGUCGUCUCCUUCUUCACCUGGUUCGUCGGCUUCGCCAUGGCCGAGAUCUGCUCUUCCUUCCCCACCACUGGUUCUCUGUAUUUUUGGGCUGCUCAUUUGGCUGGUCCAGUCUGGGGUCCGUUGGCGUCCUGGUGCUGUGCUUGGUUAGAGGCCAUAGGUCUUAUUGCCGGAAUUGGUACACAGGCAUACGCAGGAUCUCAAGUAUUGCAGAGCAUAAUUCUGCUCUGCACCGGCACGAACAAAGGCGGCGGCUACCUGACGCCUCGCUGGCUGUUCCUCCUCAUGUACAUUGGGCUAACCUUCAUCUGGGCUGUGCUCAACACCUUCGCGUUGGAAGUCAUCGCCUUCCUCGACCUCAUCUCGAUGUGGUGGCAGGUGAUCGGUGGCACUGUGAUAGUGAUACUGCUCCCGCUGGUGGCGAAUACGACGCAGCCGGCGUCGUACGUGUUCACGCACUUCGAGACGGCGCCAGAGGUGACCGGGAUCAGCAGCAGCGCCUACGCGGCCAUCCUGUCCCUCCUGGUGAGCCAGUACUCCCUGUACGGGUACGACGCGGCGGCGCACCUGACGGAGGAGACCAAGGGCGCCGACAAGAACGGCCCCAUCGCCAUCCUCUCCAGCAUCGGCAUCAUCACCGUCUUCGGCUGGGCCUACAUCCUCGCCCUCACCUUCAGCAUCCAGGACUUCGGCUACCUGUUCGACCCGAGCAACGAGACGGCCGGCACGUUCGUGCCGGCGCAGAUCCUGUUCGACGCGUUCCACGGCCGGUACAACAGCUCCGCGGGCGCCAUCGUGCUGCUGUUCGUCAUCUGGGGCUCCUUCUUCUUCGGCGGCCUCUCCAUCACCACCAGCGCCGCCCGGGUGGUGUACGCGCUGUCCCGGGACAGGGGGAUCCCGCUGUCGUCGGUGUGGCGGCGGAUCCACCCGCGGCACAGGGUGCCCGCCAACGCGGUGUGGCUGUGCGCCGCCGUGUGCGCGCUGCUGGGCCUGCCCAUCCUGUGGAUCAACGUGGUGUUCACGGCGAUCACCUCCAUCGCCACCAUUGGGUGGGUGGGCGGCUACGCGGUGCCCAUCUUCGCCCGGAUGGUGAUGCGGGAGGCCGACUUCUCGCCGGGCCCGUUCUACCUCCGCCGCGCCAGCCGCCCCGUCUGCCUCGUCGCCUUCCUCUGGAUCUGCUACACCUGCUCCGUCUUCCUCCUCCCGACCACCUACCCGAUCAGCGCUGGCAACUUCAACUACGCCCCCGUCGCGCUCGGCGUCUGCCUCGGCCUCAUCGGCCUCUGGUGGGUGCUCGACGCCCGCAAGUGGUUCAAGGGCCCCGUCAGGAACAUCGACGACCUCCACGCCAAACCCGACGACAACAACGGCAAGGUCUAGCUUUCUUCAAUCAAGUUUAGCUCACCUUUUUAGCAGCAGAUCAUAAUCUCAAGCCAAAUCAAAUCACUCUCUCGAUCGAUUAGAAGUUUCUUUCUUUUCUCUCUCUUGUAUUUUCUCCUGUCUUGAUUAGCCAUACGUGUGACUCGCUCAGAACAGAACAUGCAAGCAUCAUGUAGAAACAGUUAUGAAAAGAGAAAAAACACGCAAAGCAUCAUGAAGAAACAGCUGAGCAAAGAAAAAUAUUGUGAGCACGAAGGAAGAGGAAGGAGCGUCUAAGAACAGUAGGCAUGAGAGGCAUCGGGAAAACACCGAAGCA
Molecule: messenger RNA, 1980 nt
Organism: Oryza brachyantha (malo sina)
Lineage: Eukaryota; Viridiplantae; Streptophyta; Magnoliopsida; Poales; Poaceae
Product: amino-acid permease BAT1 homolog
Exons: 6
Coding region: 87-1664 (525 amino acids)
Biological process (GO): amino acid transport; transmembrane transport
Cellular component (GO): membrane
Molecular function (GO): transmembrane transporter activity
Source: RefSeq, a predicted model, not a curated record